Messenger RNA from Microthlaspi erraticum, 549 nucleotides. The record is from the annotation of a GenBank genome assembly. Lineage: Eukaryota; Viridiplantae; Streptophyta; Magnoliopsida; Brassicales; Brassicaceae.
AUGGAAGAGGAGGAGUCAAGUGAAGAAGAGGAUGAGCUCCCCAUGUACCAAGAGCACUAUGAUGCUCUCUUCUCCAUGGACUUUGUGGAGACCAAGUACCCACAUGAUGACACAAUGAAGGCCCUUGGAAUCUUUGAGAUGUGGAGUUGGUCCUCAAGAACAUGCACUUGGCCAAGUUCUUCUCUACCGCAUGGAGUCUACAAGGAGCUCACUUGUGAGUUCUUGGCUUCAAUGAGGUACCACAGUAUGAGCUCGAUCGAGCUGAUUUGGACCAAGGAUUGGGAUGGAUCACGUUCUUGGCAAGGGAGAGAAGGAAUGGUGACCUUUAGGCAGUUGGAGAUCUUGUUUGGGUUCACUAUGGGAGGGAACCAAGGGAAUAUCAAGGAGGAUGACUCCAAAGGGUUUGGGCUACAAUCGCUGAUGGAGUUACUCUUCCUCAAGGUCCAAGGCAGCUCAGAUCAGGAGCCCAGUGUUGAGAUAUGUGCACAAGGCACUUGCCAACACCUUCUUUGCAAGGAAGGCGACGGGACAAUCAAUGAGGAGAAGUGA